AUGAACGGCAACAGUUUAUCUAUGAACACCCAACAACCGUUACUUAGAGCAUCUUCAAUUAGUACCUCCCGAAACCACACUACAGGCAUGACAAACACGACAUUCGCAGCAGUUGGCAGCUUCAUAAAGCUGCUUCCUACAGGCACAGUUUUCGUGUUCCAGUUCCUCAACCCUGUUGUGACCAAUAGUGGUCAAUGCAACGAAAGCCGCAGGUGGCUCAGUGCCGUUCUCCUUGUGAUUUGUAGCUUGUGUUGCACCUUUUCCUCCUUCACUGAUAGCUACACAGGCAGUGACAACCAGAGGCACUAUGCCAUCGUAACCCCCAGGGGACUUUGGCCUUCCCCAGCUUCCAACUCCGUUGACUUGUCACUCUACAGACUCUGGGUUGGAGAUUUCGUGCAUGCUGCGUUGUCGUUGUUAGUGUUUGUGGUGUUGGGGCUAUUGGACACCAACACUGUGCACUGCUUCUAUCCUGGCUUUGAGUCAACUCAGAAGAGUCUCCUUCAGGUACUGCCCACAGUUAUUGGGAUUAUAGCGGGUGGGUUGUUCAUGAUUUUCCCCGAUAAUCGCCAUGGAAUUGGAUACCCUAAUUAA
This is a messenger RNA of Sphenostylis stenocarpa, 594 nucleotides long. NCBI's taxonomy places the organism in Eukaryota, Viridiplantae, Streptophyta, Magnoliopsida, Fabales, Fabaceae. The record is from the annotation of a GenBank genome assembly.